This is a messenger RNA of Danaus plexippus (monarch butterfly), 804 nucleotides long. RefSeq lists its product as uncharacterized. Lineage: Eukaryota; Metazoa; Arthropoda; Insecta; Lepidoptera; Nymphalidae. The transcript is spliced from 6 exons. The record is from RefSeq and is a predicted model, not a curated record. The coding region runs from base 241 to 789 and encodes 182 amino acids.
CAGCCUUCAUGUCAUCUGCGCCAGCGCGUUGCGGCGUACGCUCGUGUAGAUCAUGGCUUCAUCCAGAGACACACUCACUUAAUAUCAUCACUCAAUCAAAGUAGUGUUUGUUACAAGCGGUGUUCAUUGAGUGCUAUAAAAAGUUUCAGUGAGAAAGUUCGCCAUUUUGUGUUUUUAUCAAGUAUUAUGAAAGAAGAAGUUAGGAACUAUUCGUGAAACACGCGAAAGUCACAUUAAAUAAUGCCAGACACCUUCUCUCUGUCAGCGGGCGUCAGCUUCGGACUCCUGGCGGGAAUUGUAUCGGGAGUUUGCUAUCUCUUCGCCAAUGGACUGUCCAAACCAACGAAGCAGAGACGGGGCGGCAAGUAUAGUAUUGCUGCUAAAAAGGAGUCCAACAUCUGUGUUAGAUGUGGCGGUGACGAGCUCGGGGGAUACCUGCCCUGCAUCUGUCAACAUCAAGAAUCAGUGAAGUUCGAGUCCGGUGCUUGGUUUCUGCGCCAAGCUCAGCGCGCACUCAGCCUCAUGCCGUGGUCCAUCAGCUCCGACAAGUUGGAACAAAUCGAGGAGGAAGAAUGUGGCUCGAGUUCGAGCGGGGGCGACAGGGUGAGGGAGUUCCUGGAGGCUAUAUCGGCGAGACUGGCGGGAGGGCCGCUGGAAGGCACCAGGGUGGACGCCUUGUACGACCACCCCGCAUAUGCGAGUAUGUUGUCCCGCCAUCACAGUGUACUCCGCGGCGCGCUGACCGCGCUCACCACCGCGCUGCAGGACGCGCUCACAUGUAAGACGUGAUCAUCACACGGUACU